UGCUAUUAUAACUUAAAAAUCUAACAUCCUUUUUGAAAGGAAUGUUUAGUAUUCAAACACGGAUUUAGAUACAAAUGGAAGUUUCAAAAAAAAACUGUCGAUGAGUACUGGUUACUUUGUUCCUUAUAUAUUCGUAUUGUUUCAAUUGACGCAGUUACAUACUUAAUAUAAUUUAAUGUAUUAAUUUUGUAAUAUUUUAUGCAAGUUGUUAGCUUUUCUAUCUCAAUCUGUGUAAUUAACGAAUAUUCAUUCAUAUGAAAUAACUAAAGAUGCGAAUGAUGAAUUUUUUGAAGACGAAUUAAAGUUUUGUUGUCUGGCAGCAUGCUACAUUAAUUUGUAUAAAUAAUUAUUGAGCUUGGCAUCGCUGUCCAAAAUUGUUCUCCCAUUUAUUAUUGAUUUAGGUAAGGAGCAUUUAAAAACUAAAUUUACUAUGACUUCUAAAAAAUUAGAAGAAGGUCGAGAAUUAAUUCGACAAGCAGAGAAAAGCUUAAAGGUUGGAUUAUUAAAGUGGAGACCCGAUUAUGACGUAGCUGCAGAUGAAUACACGAAAGCAGCUACCGCCUUUCGUAUAGCUAAGUCUUUUGAUCAAAGCAAAGAGUGUUUACUAAAGGCAAUUGAUUGUCAUAAAAAUAAUCGAUCUUGGUUUCAUGCCGCAAAAUGCUACGAACAGAUCAUCUUGAUAUUGAAAGAAACCAACAGUUUACUCGAAAUAGAGGAAAAUGUAAAUAAAGCAUGUAAUCUUUAUCAGCAACAUGGAUCACCAGAAGCUGCUGCAACCGCAUUAGACAAAGCUGCUAAAAUUGUCGAGCAAAAACAUCCUGAAAUCGCUUUAACCUUUUAUAAGCACGCUUUGGAAGUUGUAAUGUUAGACGACUCCACACGUCAUGCUGCAGAGUACGCAUCCAAAAUUUCACGUAUUUUGGUAAAAUUAAAUAAAUAUGACCAGGCAGCUGAUGCAAUUAGAAGGGAAAUUGGGUUAAAUCAGCAAACAGAGUCAUAUGGUCAAAUUGGGAGAUUAGCUGUAGCGUUAGUUUUGGUCCAACUUGCUCGUGGUGAUUUUGUUGCAGCAGAGAAGGCUUUUAAGGAAUGGGGUAAUUGUUGUGAUUCGGAUGAAGUUCAAACAUUAGAAAUUCUUUUGCAAGCAUUUGAUGAUGAAGAUCCGGAAUCCGCUAAGCGAGCUUUAGCGGCUCCUUUUAUACGACAUAUGGAUGUUGAAUACAGUAUUCUCGCUCGGGAUAUACCAUUACCACAUGGCAUAGCAACUACGUCAAAAGCCGACGUAAUCAAAGGUGCUGCACCUUCUUAUAUGUCUCCAAAUACUGAGCAAACUGACGAUGGAUUAACAAAACCUAGUGUACCUAACGAUGAUGAGGAUGAAGAAGAAGAGGGAUUGUGUUAGUCAUUAUUAUUAACUAGUUUUAUGGCAGAAACAUAUGUUUGUUUUGGUAUUUAAUAAGGUUAAUAAAAGUUUACUCCCUUAAAAAUGCUUA
This is a messenger RNA of Zeugodacus cucurbitae (melon fly), 1490 nucleotides long. It is a transcript of the gene gammaSnap1, whose product is annotated as gamma-soluble NSF attachment protein. Gene Ontology annotation, biological process: intracellular protein transport. The record is from RefSeq and is a predicted model, not a curated record. Lineage: Eukaryota; Metazoa; Arthropoda; Insecta; Diptera; Tephritidae. Gene Ontology annotation, molecular function: soluble NSF attachment protein activity; syntaxin binding. The transcript has 7 exons. Gene Ontology annotation, cellular component: vacuolar membrane; SNARE complex. The coding region runs from base 431 to 1399 and encodes 322 amino acids.